AUGCAGAUCAUGGUUUGUUUGGCAUCCGUGUAUGGAGCGUGGACUAUCAGAGACAGAAAAUGGUAUUUUGAGGUUGAUAAAACGAGAGGAGGUAGAAUGUUCUACCUGCAGGAUGAUUGUAAACAUGAAGAGCUGGUUGAAAUGGUUGUGAACGACUACAUGUUGCAAGUUAAUGGCGAGCUGCUGGAGUUGUCAUAUCCAUUACCAGCUGCUAUGAUGGAGAAAUUGCCAACGGAUUCACCUCCUAUGUAUGUGACGAACGACAGACAAGUUGGGAGCUUGGUGGAGUUAUGUAAGGAGCAUGUGGUCCGUCUUUGCGUCUCGACCCGCGUUGGUAUGGGAAGGAACUACAACGAACCAAUACAUGAGUGUGUCCAAGAAGAAAAGUCUGAAGAGGUGGAUAAAGAACACGUGGAAGAAGAAUUCGGUGAUGAAGGCUGGGAUGAUAACGACUCUGAUGAUGUAAACUGGAAUGACAAAGCAUGGGAUGUAAAUUCAGAAGAUGAAUCUGAUGAUACUCAUGACAAUGAUAGUGCUGAUGAUGUCGACAACCCCGACGAUAUCGAUGCAGAUUAUAGUAAGUAUGGCAAGGUUAAAGAUGAGGAAGAGGGUGAAGAGAGUUUGUCUUUCCGUGAAAGGCUCCGUAGAGCUAUGCCUCUAAAGAAGCCCUUCUUUCUGACGGCUGUGAUGGCAAGAUUCGCAUUUAAAGUCUACAAGUCCACUACGGAGUUGUUUGUGGCAAAAUGUGUUGUCAAUGGAUGUGCAUGGAAGUUGAGAGCAGCUGUGAAGAAUGAACCGGAUUGCUUCUGGGUUACCAAAUUCGAUGAGGAUCAUGUUUGGCUGAAUCUUACCUAUACAACGUCAUACCGGGCUCUCAAAUUCGCUCAAGUAUUUGUCAGGGGAACUCCAGAAGAUGGAUAUGCUAACCUUCCUUCCUACCUUAGAAGACUGAAGCAAGCAAACCCUGGCACUAUAACACACCUGCUCUGUGAUGAAGAAGAUCGCUUCAAGUACUGUUUUGUGGCGUUAGCGGCUUCAACAGCGGGAUUUCAGUACUUGAAGAGGGUUAUUGUGGUUGAUGGAACACACCUUACUGGGAAAUACGGAGGCACAUUACUCGUGGCAUGUGGACAAGAUGCAAACUUUCAAGUAUUUCCUCUAGCAUAUGGUGUUGUUGAUGCGGAGACUAAUGAGUCUUGGGGAUGGUUUUUUGAUAAAUUACAGACUUGUUUCUCACCACAUCCGAUGGUCAUUGUUUCAGACAGAGCAUUGUCCAUUGAAAAUGCUUGUGUGAAUGUGCUUCCAUGGGUCACUAGAGGAAUAUGCUACUACCAUCUUCAGCAAAAUAUUAUCAAGACAUAUGGUGGUAAGGAGCUUAUGUAUCUGGUUAAAGGAGCUGCUUAUGCCCACACUCUAGCUGAAUAUAAUCGGUGCAUGGACUCACUAAGAGCUGCGCACCCAGAACUCGCAGCAUACAUGGAGUUGGCCGACCCUAAGCUUUGGUCUAGAGUACAUUUUCCCGGUGAUAGGUACAACAUCAAGACGAGCAACAUUGCUGAAUCUAUCAACUCGGCUAUUAAAAAGGCAAAGGGUUUUCCCAUACCCUCUCUACUCCAGUUUAUUAGAGAGAUGUUAGGGCGGUGGUUCUACAAAAGGCGUGAAGAUGCUUUAAGUCUGCAGACACCAUACAGCAAGGGAGUUGAGUAUAUACUGGCCAUCCGUGAACAUUACGCUCAGUCAAUGGAUGUUCAGCGAAUAGAUGCAACUAGUUUCCAUGUUGCUGGACGUUCGCACUUCGUAGUUGAUCUAGAACAGGGUAAAUGUGAGUGUGGAGUGUUCCAAGUCGAGAAAAUGCCCUGUACACAUGUCCUUGCAGCGCUUGCCUCAGCUGGUGUGCACGUCUCACACCAUACAUGUGACACAUACUCGCAGGAAUGCUUGUAUGCGACCUACGCCCAUCCUAUAUAUCCUGAGGAGGAAAUUGACAACCACAAGAAGAAGAGCGAGCGGUGCCGACCUCCAAAACCGAAGGAUGGGCCUGGUCGUAAGAAGAAAUCAAGAUGGCAGUCGUGGCUGGAAAUUUCUAGGAAGUCUAAGGAAGAAAGGCAAGAGUCGAAGGAAGAAGCCCAAAGUUUACAGCUGCUCCAAAUGCAAGCAACCAGGACAUACGCGCCCGUAUUGUGUAAGCUUCGUGCGUCCCGCAGUUCCAUUAGUUUUCAUUACACAACCUCUGUAAUUUGUUUGCUCUUCACUAGGUGUCCAAGCCUGCUGAGAAAUAACUCGGCGGUCUACGAGCGGUCUUCCGGAGGUCUACGAGGAGUUCUAGGUCUACGAGGUCUACGAGGCGUUCACGGAAUUCUACGUGGAGGUUUACGAGGCCUACGAGGUUACUCGCGAUCUACUUAUACAUUCGUGGAGGUCUACGAGGUGUUCACGGGCGGUAAUAUUGCUUUCGUACUAUUUUCAUUAUUAUUGUUUAAUACUAAGUGA
This is a messenger RNA of Microthlaspi erraticum, 2490 nucleotides long. The record is from the annotation of a GenBank genome assembly. NCBI's taxonomy places the organism in Eukaryota, Viridiplantae, Streptophyta, Magnoliopsida, Brassicales, Brassicaceae.